UUUUUCGUCAUCCCAAUCUCUCUCUCUCUCUCUCUCUCUCUCCUCCUGAGCUCACUACUUAGUGCUGAAAUGGAAAGUGGAGUGAAGAACACAAGUACUACUAUUACUUCUUGUUCUUCUCAGCGGAAGAAAUUAGAAAAGGAUAAUAAUAAUAAUAAUAAUCUGUUUCAUGUAAUUCACAAGGUUCCUUCUGGUGAUGGCCCUUAUGUUCGUGCCAAACACGCCCAGCUAGUAGAGAAGGAUCCGGAGACAGCAAUAGUGUGGUUCUGGAAAGCUAUAAAUAGUGGAGAUAGAGUGGACAGUGCGCUCAAGGAUAUGGCAGUGGUUAUGAAGCAAUUGGAUAGAACUGAAGAGGCCAUUGAAGCUGUUAAGUCUUUCCGGGGCCUUUGCUCCAGACACGCCCAAGAAUCUCUCGAUAAUGUUCUCAUCGACUUGUAUAAGAAAUGUGGAAAAGUUGAUGAACAAAUAGUGCUGCUAAAGCACAAGCUCAAGAUGAUAUAUUUAGGGGAGGCUUUCAAUGGAAAGCCCACAAAAACUGCUCGUUCUCAUGGCAAGAAGUUUCAGGUUUCCAUCACUCAGGAAACUUCCAGAAUACUGGGCAACUUGGGCUGGGCUUAUAUGCAGAAGUCGAAUUUCAUCGCAGCCGAAGUGGUCUACCGCAAGGCUCAAAUGAUCGAUCCGGAUGCCAACAAGGCCCUCAACCUGUGCCAAUGCCUCAUCAAACAAGCCCGAUAUGAGGAGGCUAAUUUGGUUCUUCAGGAUGUGUUGCAGUAUAGGCUUCCAGGUUCCGAUGAGCUCCGGUCAAGAAACCGGGCAGAGGAGUUGUGGUUUGACUUGGAAUCCCAGCAACACACUGGCCCGUGGCUGGCAAGUCUCCCGGGCCUGAACGCUGAAGAUGAUUUUGUGGAAGCCCUCGAACGUGUGAUGAAUAAAUGGGCACCUACAAGAUCAAGAAGGCUACCGAUAUUUGAAGAAAUUUCCCAGUAUAGAGAUCAGUUGGCUUGUUGAUUUCAUUUUUACAUUGUGUUUUGUGUCAUGUUAGUGGCUAAAGUUUGUGCAGACGGAAUAGUGGAUAUACUGGUUGAAGAUGUAAAAUUCUUACAAAGGGAGAUGCUGAAUAAUGAUCCGGUAUCAAGAUAGCAGCUAUGCUGUGUUUGUACUGAUGUAUAGUUGAGUCCGGAUCUUCAGUUUGUAUAAUGGAAAACCAUCUUUGUGACUUCAAAUCUGAAAUUGUAGGUUGUUCGAUUUUA
Messenger RNA from Sesamum indicum (sesame), 1250 nucleotides. Its product is annotated as protein SULFUR DEFICIENCY-INDUCED 1. Gene Ontology annotation, molecular function: protein binding. Lineage: Eukaryota; Viridiplantae; Streptophyta; Magnoliopsida; Lamiales; Pedaliaceae. The record is from RefSeq and is a predicted model, not a curated record.